This is a messenger RNA of Priceomyces carsonii, 735 nucleotides long. RefSeq names its product phosphoribosylanthranilate isomerase (gene TRP1). The record is from RefSeq and is a predicted model, not a curated record. The transcript has a single exon. Lineage: Eukaryota; Fungi; Ascomycota; Pichiomycetes; Serinales; Debaryomycetaceae. Gene Ontology annotation, biological process: L-tryptophan biosynthetic process. Bases 1 to 735 code for a protein of 244 amino acids. Gene Ontology annotation, molecular function: phosphoribosylanthranilate isomerase activity.
AUGACAAAAUUGGUGAAGAUAUGUGGCAUUAGGACGAAAGAAGCAGCUUCUGUAGCUAUAGAAUCUGGGUCCGACCUUCUUGGUAUAAUAUUAGUGCCAAAUAAAAAAAGAACAAUAGAAUACACCGUAGCGAAAGAGAUUUCUGAGUUAGUAAGAUCACAUAGGAAAAUGUCAGUCAAAGAUAUACUAAGCUCGGUCAAAAAGAGAGAUAUUAAAGAUUCCAAUACCUUCUUUUCUAGUGUAUCAGAAUUGGUGAAGGAGAAUGGUCCAUAUCUUGUCGGAGUAUUCAGAAACCAGCCCGUAAGCGAGGUUUUCAAGAUAGCUACAGAGCUCAGGCUUGACUUCAUACAAUUGCAUGGUGAUGAAGAUAAGGGAGAAUUUUUGGAAUAUAACAAAGAACUCAAUUUUGGCAUUAUACCACGCUAUGUUGUCCCUAGAGAUGUCGAUGUGAUGAGGCGACUGUUUAGCACUUUAAUUAACUCAAAUGGAUUUGCAUUUCCUUUAUUAGACUCAGAAGGAGGUGGCGAUGGAAAAGUAAUCGACUGGGGUAUUUUAAGUGACUUGAGUUUUGGUAAAUUUAUAUUAGCUGGGGGGUUGGCACCUUCGAAUUUGAAAGAAACGGCAAAUUUAGAAAAUUUGAUAGGCUACGAUGUUAGUUCUGGGACAGAGGAUAUACAAGGCAAUAAAGAUCCACAAAAAAUACGUGAUUUUAUUAAGAUUGGAAAAACUAUAUAA